AUGUGGCCAGAGCAGACAGAAUUAUCUGCAUGCCACUCACCUGAAACACCUGAAGAAGUUUUAACUACAGUUAGUCAGUACUUCCCAGAGGAGAUGUCAAACCUUAACAAGAAUUCCCACAAAAUUCCAACCAGAGUUAAAUGCCUAGGCUUGUUCCUGGAUGAGAGUGGACUUUUGAAAUGCACUGGGAGACUACAAAAUGCAGACCACCUUCCAUAUAGCAGUAAAUUUCCUUUGGUUUUAUCUCCAAAUUCUCCUUUGACUGGACUUAUAGUCAUUCAAGCACAUGAAAAGGUUCUUCAUGCAGGCGUUCAAGACACAAUUUGCAAAGUGAGAGAAGAAUACUGGAUACCAAGACUGAGACAGUGUGUCAAUAAGAUGAAAACGAAGUGUCACCUAUGUAACCGUCUGGAAGGACCUGCCUUGUGCAUGCUUCCUCAGCUACCUCUACCAGCUUGCACAGUGAACAGUCUCUGGCCGUUUGAGGUGACCGGCGUAGAUUUGACUGGACAAAUUCUUAUCUGCAAUCCAGACACUAAAGAAAUGGACAAGGUUUACAUAGUCGUGUUCACUUGUACCUCAACACGAGCUUGUCACCUGGAAGUGGUAAAAGACUUAACCAGCACUGCUUUUCUCAAUUCCUUCUGGCAAUUCACUGCGCGAAGAUCUUGCCCUCAACGAAUGAUUUCUGACAACGCCACCUACUUCAAGACUGGCUCUUCCUUGAUUCAGUCUUUGUAUGAUGACACUGACGUACAGUCCGCACUGACUAGGGAAAAUUGUAAAUGGACAUUUAUCACACCUAGAGCACCCCAUCAAGGAGGCUUCUACGAGAGGAUGGUUGGCAGUGUCAAAUCAGCCCUAAAGAAAGCUAUAUUCAAGAAGAGGAUUAAUUCUGACAAACUGAUUACCAUUGUCACUGAGAUAGAGCGUCAUAUUACGAAUAGACGUCUUACAUAUGUGGAUGCUACGUCUCCAGAGACCAUCGAUGCCCUUACCCCUUCUCAUCUGUUGUAUGGCUACUGGUUAAACUCUUUAUCCACUGCCAUAGACCUGGACUAUCUGAAUGAUCCAGAUUUUGAGCUUGACCACAAACAAUGUAAUGAGAGAUUCAAGUUUGUAUCUCAGGUAAUACAUGCAUUCCAAGAAUAG
Messenger RNA from Macrobrachium nipponense, 1152 nucleotides. RefSeq lists its product as uncharacterized. Gene Ontology annotation, molecular function: nucleic acid binding. Gene Ontology annotation, biological process: DNA integration. The coding region runs from base 1 to 1152 and encodes 383 amino acids. The transcript has 2 exons. Lineage: Eukaryota; Metazoa; Arthropoda; Malacostraca; Decapoda; Palaemonidae. The record is from RefSeq and is a predicted model, not a curated record.